Messenger RNA from Knipowitschia caucasica, 1893 nucleotides. The record is from the annotation of a GenBank genome assembly. Lineage: Eukaryota; Metazoa; Chordata; Actinopteri; Gobiiformes; Gobiidae.
AUGUUCAGGUUCGACUGUUCAGACCGAGUUCAUCAGAUUCUGCUGUCGCCACGGAAACACAAAGGCGGCGGUGGGUGGGGCUUCACAUGGUCAGCUGACAUGAUCCAUCCAAUCACCAUCGGGCUCCUGCUGCUGUGGGUCUCAGGGCUGAGGGGGGAGGCUGUGCCCUGUGGAGGUCGUGACUGUUCGUUCUGUGCGUGUGCAGCGGCUAAAGGAGCUCAGGUCAGAGGUCAGAGGUCACAGUCCAGUCUGAGGUCCUCACCCACUCUCACCCCCUCACCUCUCUCACACUCUCCCCUCUCCCACUCUCACACUCACCCCUCUUCCACUCUCACACUCACCCCUCUCCCACUCCCACACUCUCCCACUAACCCCUCACCCACUCACCCCUCUCCCACUCUCACUCUUACCCUCAUUCCCUCCCACUCUCAAACGCACCCCUCCCCCACUCUCACCCUCACCCCCUCACCCUUCUCACACUCACCCCCCUCCCCUCUCCCACUCAACCCCCUCACCUCUCCCACUGGGGCGCCUGGAGCUGUUGGCUUCCAGGGUCCUCAGGGGCCCCCAGGGUUCCCAGGUCCUCAGGGGCCUUAUGGAGAGCAGGGCCUCAGAGGAGAUGAGGGGCCCCGCGGAGGACAGGGGCCAAGGGGAGACGUGGGCUCUGUGGGGGUUCCAGGGUUCCCAGGUCUGGAGGGCCUCCCAGGCCGCAAGGGGGCCCCCGGGGGCCCUGGGUUCCCAGGAGCAGAUGGAUGCAAUGGAACCAAAGGAGAAUCUGGAGCUUCAGGACAAGCAGGGGUUGAGGGGCCCCCUGGAGUCCAGGGUUUUCCAGGACCCAAAGGUUUCAAAGGACAAAUCUCAUUUUACUUCAUCAACAUCCCGGGACCCACAGGCGACAUCGGACCCCAGGGCCCCACAGGACUCCGGGGGCCCCUGGGGACCAGAGGAAUACUGGGUGCAGAGGGACCUGAGGGCCAGCAGGGGGAAACAGGGCUGCCAGGUCUACGGGGCCUCAGGGGCCCUCCAGGACAGAAAGGACGCUCUCUGCCCGGAACCAAAGGAGAAGAGGGGGAGCAGGGACCCCCGGGGCCCCCCGGUCCCUUUGAGCUGGUAGAACCUCCUGAUGAUUAUUUCUCUAAAGGAGAAAAGGGAUCUGAGGGCCCCAAGGGCAUGUGUGGAGGGAGAGGCCCGCCGGGUCUGGAUGGAUUUCCAGGAGAAAAAGGGGAGAAAGGCAUCGUGGGAUUUCCUGGACUCAGAGGAUCUCAGGGGUUUCCAGGACGACCAGGAAUAAGAGGUCCGAGGGGCAACUCUGGGACUCCUGGUCUGCCAGGUUUGAUUGGUCGUGAAGGACAGAAGGGCAUGAUGGGGGACGUAGGCGCCAAAGGAGAAGAGGGUGAUGUCACUGUGACAGGUGCAGACGGAGAACCUGGGAGGUCAGGACCACGAGGACCGCCUGGAGACUUUGGUCCAAUGGGAGAACCAGGACUUCCUGGGGAACCAGGCAGAACUGUUUUAGGUGCACCUGGAGGGCGAGGACCCCCUGGAGAGCCUGGAGGUGCUGGAGAAAAAGGAGAUCCAGGAGAACCCUCCUCAAAUCCACGUUCUGAAGGAGAACCAGGCAAACGUGGAGCAGCUGGUGUUUCUACUGUGUUCAUGGUUCUGCUGGGGACCAUGGAGACCCAGGAGAACCAGGCCUCACCGGGGCACCAGGCUCCAAAGGGUCCAAAGGUCUUCCCGGACCCUGCUUCUGUCUUCUGGAGCCUCCACGUGGAGCUGAUGGGGACCCAGGACCACGAGGUUUUGACGGAGCCCCUGGUAGACCGGGUCCAGGACCAGGACCACGAGGAGAAAAAGGGAAUGAGGGCGAGCGAGGAGACCCAGGACCAGAGGUGA